AUGGCGAAAUCUUUUAUUUCAACUUUGAGACAGGUGAAAGUGUUUGGGACCAUCCUUGCGACGAGCACUACCGCAAGGUCUACGAGAAGUACAAGGCGAAAAAAGAAGCAGAUCGAGCAACAGGUAAUGACGACUCAAAGAGGUGGGCAAUGUGGACAUGUUCUCAGACGAUUUGAGUUGUUCAGAAGAAUAUAUUUGCCGGACUGA
This is a messenger RNA of Symbiodinium pilosum, 207 nucleotides long. The record is from the annotation of a GenBank genome assembly. Lineage: Eukaryota; Dinophyceae; Suessiales; Symbiodiniaceae.